This is a messenger RNA of Cucurbita pepo subsp. pepo (vegetable marrow), 557 nucleotides long. RefSeq lists its product as uncharacterized. Lineage: Eukaryota; Viridiplantae; Streptophyta; Magnoliopsida; Cucurbitales; Cucurbitaceae. The record is from RefSeq and is a predicted model, not a curated record.
UGGGCUUAACCAGGCAGAUUUGAACCAUUUGAACAAUUUGUUGCGUGUAAGAAUGUUUCAAACUUGAAAUCCUCACCUAAUCCAAACUAGAAGCAAAACUCCUUUUGAAAUAGGAAACCUCACUUUUCCCAACCAAAUACAAAUCCAAAGUCCGUUGAACAGACUCCGAUCCUCCGUCUUCCUUCUUCCUCUGAAUCGCUAAUUCGCAAGCACUGUAACCAAGAUCCGGCCGGCGAAGCCACGAUGUGCUGCUUCGGAAAGGUGUGCAUGCUGUGCACAUGCCUGAUUCUGGUGGUCGUGGCCGUCGGAUUCCUCUUCGGAUUCGGAGUUUUCAAAGACGGAUUUCAUAAGAUCAAAGAUAAGGCCGAUUUCUGCGACGGAGGUAUCUGCGGCGGCGGAAGGCCUUUCUUCGCUGCUGCGCCGCCUCCUCGUUUCUAGGUUUUCUCUUCUUCUGUGGAUCUUCGUUUCGAUUUUUAUUUUUUAUUUUUUAUUUUUUAUUUUUAAUUUAGGGAUAUUAUGUGCUCAUUCUCGUAAUUGUCUUGUUUUAAUUACAGNUU